CGUGACUGUGGCUGAGUGAGGCUGGUAUCCUGGAACUUACAGAGACAAGAUAAAAAAAAUGAAUAUUGAGGUGAAAAUGAGCAUCAUAAGACUCGAACUAUGACAAAAUGGGUCUUUUUUGGAAUUACUUGUUAUUACAUCCCCUGAGGAAACCAAAAUAAUGAAGUAAUCCUUCUCGCUGCCCUCUGGACAUCACAAUUUUUUUUUACUCUGGACAAAAAACAGAGAAGGUUGGAUUUGCUUAUGUUUCCCAAGUGAAGAAGAUGAAGACUUUUAUUCUUCUCAUUCUGACAAUGGCGGUGUGUGCCAGGUGUUUAGAGGACGCGGACUCAUCAGAAAUCUCCACUUCGAGCCCCGAGGCCCUCUCCAAGGAGGAGGUGAAGAAAGACGAGGAGGAGGAGGAGGAAGAAGAAGAGACGGAAGAGGGAGAUAAUGCAAGGAGGAAAGGAAAUGUGGAAGAUGCAAAGGCGUUGGAAGGACUCGGAGAGGAACAGAAGGAAGUGGUAUCCGUUAGAGAGGUAGUGGGAGGAGGAGUGCACCUCCCUACGCCAGAGGCACUGCAAGGAGGACGUCCAGGACACUCCCUCCGCACGGGAUCCUCCAUGGGGACCCACCAGCCUCUGCAGGAAGGGACGCUGGGGACUCUGCAGACUUUGCAGGGGACUACCCUGGGGACUCACCAGCCACUGCAAGGUGGGGCAGUAGGAACCCACCAGUCACUGCAGGGUGGGGCAGUAGGAACCCACCAGUCACUGCAAGGGCUUCACCUGGGCAGGAUCCCUCCCACCUGUGCUCUGUGCUCCAGAGAGAGGAACCUUUGUAGAAUUAUAUCCGGGAUCUUCACCAGGUCUUCACUACCCUACGGCUACUCCCUCGUCACUCCUGUGCCUGCUGGUGUUUGCAAUCUCACCAUCAGUGAGAUGAAGCCUUCCAAGAACUUCUUCGCGUUGCGACGGUCGGAUGGGACUUACGUCCUCAACGGGAACUGGGACAUCCAAGCUGCGGGUCAGUAUAUAGCGGCAGGCACCACCUUCUUGUACACCCCGUCCACUGACGGCCACGGGGAGCAACUCUCGGCCCCAGGACCUCUCAGGGAACCCAUUGACUUCAUGCUGAUAUCGCAGAGUCCCAACCCAGGCAUCAAGUACGAGUACAGAGUACCACUACCAGAAUAUCUCACUGGUCCCUCCUCGGGCGGGUUAAAUCCUCCCUCGGGAGCCUUGGGCAGCCCAUCUGGAGGUCUGAGACCAAACAUGGAAGGCCAGUUGACCCCCUUCCAGCCUCUGCCUCAGGGAAAUCCAAGCAUCGCUUCGAGGAAAACGAAUUUCGGAAUCCGGAUCCCUAAUGCAGGAGGCGUGAAUCCAGGCGUCCAUGGGUUGUACCCUUACAGCACCGGAAACACCGGUCUCCCAGGAGGAAACUUCGGGCCAGUGGGUGGUGGCGGACAGAGCAGUUUUAACUCCAGCGGUAUUCCCUUUACUCCCAUCAAUUCCCAGUCUAGUGUCGUGGGAACAAAUCCAACGGGGUUUAAAAGAAAACGACCACCCUUUUUGGGAACUCAACUUGAUCCCACAACAAACAUUGGUUCUAGGGUUCCCUCUGGUAUCCCUGGCAUUCCUUCCCACAACCAGCCCAUCACACCAUUAGGGAGUGCCACCAAGACCUCAGGGACUGUACCUAUACCAUGGAGUCCCACAUAUAGCUUACAAGAAGGGGGUCGAGGGGUCUCCCUUGGGACGCCCUUCCUGCCGGGGCAACAGUAUCCAAGUGGCGGGUUCCCAGCACAAAGAUACCCGGGGCAGGUAAGAACUGACGGAGACACUGACGAGGUCAGCCACGACGCCAGCUCUUUGACUCCGCCUAGAGAGAGCGGGUUUCUACCAGAAUUCCCCAAGAACAGCUUGCCUCUGAGGCCUGUCGCUAUCCCCCGGCCUGGCACUCCAGAGGGGUCCAGAGUACUUCCUAGCAUUGUCCCUGGGCACCACCGACGACCCUCGCCCGGUGCCACCACCUCGCCCACACUUACAGUGACACACAAGACACGACACCAACAUGGCUCUCAGCUUGGACCGGGUCGAAGGAAGGUGUCCGGAAAGCCUCCAGAGUUCACGCCCUUCGAUCCAGGUGUACAGCUGACCCAACCCAACGUUUCGCCCGCCUCUACCACACACAACAGAACCAUCACAUCAGGUGGGCCAAGACGACGCGGUAAGGGAAGUCGUCGACGACCUCAUCCCCACCAGCAGGACGGCGUAGGCGCCCAUGUGGCUGACAGAGGGAAGGAAAAUCAAAAAGACAGAAAGGGACGCCAUAGGAAGCAAGGAUUAAGAUUUCAGUGGGCUGAGAAGGGGUUGACGCCGUGCUCCAGGACCUGUGGUAGAGGUAACCAGACGGUAAUAUUGUCGUGUGAGAAGAAAAGGAGCAAGAAAGUCGUUCCUGAUCGUCGGUGUGGACACCUGCCUCGCCCGGAGACAAGACUCGUCAUGUGUAAUCUCAACCCCUGUCCAGCAACGUGGAUGCCAGGGGAGUGGAGCCCAUGCAGCGUCACCUGCGGAAUGGGUGUACAAACUCGACCUCUGGUGUGUAAACAAGUGGUAUCACCUUCGCUUACCAUGAUGGUACCCAAGGCAGCAUGUCUCUCCCCUCCCACCGUCGCUACCUCUCAGGUGUGUGAGAUGGGUCGAUGUUCAAGCAACACCCCUGAGUGGGACUCAGGGCCAUGGAGUAACUGCUCAGCCCCUUGUGGCCUCGGUACCCGCACCAGGACGGUUACCUGCAUCUUGAGAAGCGUUCCUGUGAGUGAGGAGAGUUGCUCAUCCAACACCAGGCCAGAUAAGGAGCAGGUCUGCGACAUGGGAUCCUGCGCCACCAAUACCUGGUUUUUCUCUAGAUGGUCUGAACAGUGCUCGGAGACAUGCGGGACGGGUGUACAGAGGAGACGUGUGCAUUGUUUGGCAGGAGAAGAGAACUUCGGGGAGCAAACAGGAGGGUGUCCCUCUGUCAACACUCCCCACAGAACCAGGCCUUGCAGAGAGGAGAGUGGCUGUGGUGGCCAGUGGUUCCUAGGUCCUUGGGGAGAGUGCAGUGAGGAGUGUGGCUUGGGGGUGCAGACUCGCUCGGUGCUGUGUGUGGUGUUGAGUCGUCAACGCUGGCGGGUUCUGCAAGACUCACACUGUAAGGUGGAGUCCAGACCUCAGGACUCCCGCCAGUGUAACCUCCAGCCCUGUACACCUGAGUGGUACACCUCUGAGUGGUCCCAGUGCUCGGCUUCGUGCGAGGGAGGCGUCAUGAGACGGGAGGUGACGUGCCUCGACGCCACACACACGCCAACGGCUGACUGCUUCAACCUCACUCGCCCCGACAUCCGCCAGCCAUGCAACCUCCAUCCCUGCAACGCCUCCGCCGUCCCUGAAGACCAAGAGCUAGAGCCUGCUGCAGGUGCUGUUGACACCAGAAAGCCUGCGUACAGUAGGACAGCCUCGUCCAAGAGCAGCGCUGCUGAAGAGUCAGGAGUGAAGGGACCAGCUGGAGGCGAGGCGAGGGUAGGUGAAGAACAGGACGCCCCUCCUGACGAAGGUCAUGCAACACAGAGAGAGGAUGGCAAGGAGGAAGAUGGGACGAAGGAUGAGCAGGAGGAAGAAGAGGGAGAGGAGGAGAAUGAACUAGUAGUUGAGGAGACUACAGGCAGCGCCCUCAAUGUUAUCCCUGACAAGGACGCACAAGGGGACGAGUCUGUUUCAGGUAACGAGGACGAGGAUAAGGAAAUAGACGACGACGUUGACGAGGACGAGGACGAGGAGAAGAAGAGGAAGAAAAAGAAGAAAAAAGAUAGAAAGAAGGAAGGGCAUGAUAAGGGUGGGACAGAAGCUUCGGAGGAUACCACAAAGUAUCAUCCAGCCACUGAGGAGCCAGCUUGUAUUGACCGAAUAAAGAACUGCCAUCUGGUUUUCCGAGCAAGGUUGUGUCGUCUCAAAUACUACAAUAAACUCUGCUGUCGCACCUGCAGUAAUACUUGAAAAACACGGUCAGCAAAAGCCACUGCUGAAGAAGACUGUACCGAAUAUCGUAAUAAAUAUACUUCCAGGAGUUAUCCCUAAUACUUGAUAGUAGCAGUAAACAUAGCGGGGAAACUGGAAUAAAUAUUACGGAUAUCAUUAACUAGAAAAAAUGUGAAGUUCAUACAUUAUUAAAAAAUGGAAUCUGUGGUGGCCAGACCUCAAGAAAAUGGCCACAAUCGUUGCUGAAAACUCCCCCCCCCCCAAAAAAAAAAAAGAGGAUGACAGAUAUACUUGUGGGUUCUCAUAGAUAACGGGGCUUUGACUGCUAUAGGUAACCGCAUCAAUCUUGUCACUCUACAAAAAUACUUCAAUAGCUACCAAAAAUUGUGUGUUCAAGGAGAAGUCUCCUGCUUAUAACUACACUCAGGAGAGACAUUAUCAAAGCAUUCACUUUAGAAAUAUUUGCGCUUGUGACUUAAUGUGCUUGAACUCUCAUCUGCAGUGAGACAUUGCAAGACUUUUUAAGUAUGUAUGUAAUAUAUAUAUAUAGCAACAGUAGAAAUAAUAUUGAAAUAUUUAAUUUAAACUAUCUCUAGAAUAAUGACAUCAGGUUAGAGUAGUAAGUGUAGCAGAUAGUUUAAUUAAGUGAAAGUUUGAAAGAUCUUUGCUUUAAUUUUUCUUUAAGAUAUUCAGAAAUACGAGACACUGGAAAUCAUUCAUCCGUAUUUAGUCAUUAAUACGACUGUAACUUAUUUUUUUUUCACAUACAAAAAGUUGGUAAAACAAAUGAUGACAGAAAAUUACUGAUAACUGACGAGAGUGGAAAUAUUAAUUGCAAAGGAAUUGAUAUGAGAUUGGUAAUGAAGGUGAUAAUUGUAACUGUGAUUAUUAUAGUAAUUAUAAGUUUUAUGGUAAUAUGGGUAAGAAUAAUUACAAAGCGCCUGGUGGACGAAUGGAAAAAAAUGGAUGUGUUUUUCUGAUCAUUUUUGCAGAAAUUACACAGAGACAAGUGCAUCAGAGAACCACAGGAAGAAACUGUGCUAAAGAAAAGGAAAAUUUAUGUUACCUAACUAAAACCGGUGAUAUAAUAACUAAAUAGAACUUCUGGAUAGAAGUGCUAACAGUUUUUCAUUUAUUUCUAAUUUGUGGGUUAGUUAUAAAUUAUUCAAGCCACAAUAUUGUGAUUUGUAGUCUACAUUAAUAUAAUUACCUCAGAAACCACAUUAAGAAAGAAAAAAAAGAACUGGAAAUCACAGUUUGUGAUUAUAAAGUGAUUUUGAAGCUUGUUGAGAGUUUAAAAGUUUUUUCCCAGGAAGUGUAUAGAAGACAUUUUACAAGAUGACCCAUAGAUGUGAAGGAAUGCAGUUAAAUGGUCUUCAAAAUGUAGUUACCGACGGGGAGUGAGGACUGCGGGGAAGAGGACAUUGAAGUCGAGCAAGUGAUCCAAGUCACAAAAAUGGACCGAAUAAGAGUAGUUGCUGAGCAGGAUGCUAUUAUAAUGAUCCUUUUAAGCAGGGGUACUCAAGUACCACUUGAGCAAUAGAUGUACUAGUGGCACGUUAGCAGCAAAUGACAACAGAGCAUCCAUUGAGCGUCAGAAAGUAGAGUAACCAAGAGGCAUUUCAGUGUUGCACGAAGGCAAGAUAUAUGAAUAGGACUUUAGCAAGUUGUUCUUGAACAUGAAUAUAUAUAUAUAUAUAUAUAUAUAUAUAUAUAUAUAUAUAUAUAUAUAUAUAUAUAUAUAUAUAUAUAUAUAUAUAUAUAUAUAUAUAUAUAUCACUUGAUCAAGAUAUAUUUGUCGAGGAUUAGAUUUUCGACUGACACUUGAAUGGGAUAAUUAUUUAAUAUCCUGGUCGAGUGUUGAUGUAGUUGAUGUGAUGGCCGGUUUAAACUGUGCCUCUUUGUUUAUGUGAGACUGACCAGGUAGUAGACAUAGUCGUUCACCGUGAUGUUGGUGCCGGUGAUUCAUGAGAUGUUUGCGUUAUGCUUGCUCUCUCUCUCCCUCCCUCCCUUCUCUCUCUUUCCCUCCUCUCUCUCUCUCAUACACACAAAAAUAGUUACUGGUCCUGUGAAACCUCUCUCUCUUCGAAAGUUCAAUUGAAUCAGUGUUUCCAUCGGCUGUUUCCAUUCCCCAUCUUCCCUCCAUUCUUCCUCAGUAUUAUUAUAUUCCAGCUUUGAUUCCCUCGACAAUUAUUUUCACAUCUCUCUCACUUUCUAUGUUAUCUUCAUCUUCACCAUCACCUACCGCCAUACACUCCACAUUUUUUUAUAUAAUUUUUUCCCUCCCAGUUACUUCCUCUCACUCCAUCCCCCCCUCGUGUUAUUUCCAAAUACUUCCACUGUCGAUACUGUCCAGAUAUGUCGCUGCCGAUAGUGUCCAGAUACUGCCACUGUCGAUUACACGUUAAAUGUUUUAUUAGAGAUCUUACUAAACAUUUAUUUACGAGUGCCAAUAUCAAAUGACCGAUGUUUUCACUCUUCCUCUGGGCGAGUUGUUGGUAACUGGCAUCUGAGGUAACGUAGCCAACACUUUCCUCUUAGUACACACGACCUAUGUUUAUCUUUGCGUCACCACGAUGUUGUAAAUAAUGUCACAUCAUUUUAAGACGCUACAGGUUAGAUAUUUUUUUUUUUUUUUGAAGGUGGUGUAGGAUGAAGAUCUGGAAAACAAGAGGAUUUCGGUUUGGUGAUGUUUGUCAGGAAAAUGGUUCCUAACGUGGGUCUUAGUCAUCUGAUGACCAGCAGCUGGAGGGAAAUUUUGGUCAUCUGACCGAAGCCUUCCGCUGGCUUACCGGUCCACCCCUUUAAAAUAUACGGUUAUAAUUAUUCCACAAGCGGAUUCUCAGCCAGUUAAAGGUCUCCGUAUUUCGAUCCAAACGUCGUACCGUCGUCAGUAAGGAAGAGAAAGCUUUUUAUUUUGGGUACAAGGUUUCGCUCUGUGUAUAGACUUUCAGACUUGAUACAGCUCUAGAUAGAGCACCGUUUUGUUCCUGUUAAUGUUUAUUCCGUGUCAGGAGACAUUGAUCUUGUUUCCUGACGAACAAAACACCACCGCCAUUACCACCACUAUAUAGUUACGUGUUCUGUAUCAAUUCAUGAGAAAUUUAUUACUAUUAAAAUUUUUCAUUAUUAUUAUUAUUAUUAUUAUUAUUAUUAUUAUUAUUAUUAUUAUUAUUAUUAUUAUUAUUAUUUUCUCCUUUUUUCUUCUUCAUCUUUUUCACAUUAUUAUUAUUUUUGUAAAACCGCAAUUAGCAUACGGAGGAUUAAGACCGCACCAGUCCUCAUGCUGAAUGACCCUCACGGGUUUUGCGCUUCAUGAAAUACAUUUGCAAAUUAUUGCAUGAUAUGGUAAGGUGUAUAUUAUUAUGAAUAAUUUUACGUAACAUUGACAAUAUUGUCUGAUAUUUCAUAUAUUUUUCUUUUCUGUCUACAAGUGACUCAUUAACUUAUAUUAUAGUCUAUGCAUAUAUAUAUAUAUAUAUAUAUAUAUAUAUAUAUAUAUAUAUAUAUAUAUAUAUAUAUAUAUAUAUAUGUGUGUGUGUGUGUGUUUGCAUUUCAUGGUAAAAAUGAUUUUGCUCUCUAUAGGUGAUCAGAUGCAAACUUUGAGAGAGUGAGAGAGAGAGAGAGGGAGAGAGAGAGAGAGAGAGAGAGAGAGAGAGAGAGAGAGAGAGAGAGAGAGAGAGAGAGAGAAAGCGCGAGAGAGAGAGAGCGAGAGAGAGCCAAUUUCAGUCUUUGAAUAGUGAAACACAAGAGAUAUAAUCUCAUCCUUUAGAUGAUGCAAUCUCGCCCUGUGGUUGUAACAUCUUCACUCUGUGGAUGCUGCAGCCUCAUCCUGUUGAUGCUACAACCUCGAUCUGUAGAUGUUGCAACCUCAUUGUGGAUUGACUCACUACGACCUCAUGAUCACUCGCUAGUCUAACUUUCAAUGAUUGCCAGCCUAUUUACUAGUAUAUAUCCUGUCAUCUUCCAUUCUUCCGUACCUCCAUGAUUGUUAUCCUGGUAUCACCGUCUCGGAGUAUUCCUCCAACUCUCCCCGUAAAGUGACUGUAGCUUUUGUCAUUAACUAUCAAAAUCAUGAGUGUAAUAUAAAGAGUGAAUGAAUUAAUGCAUAAUAUAAAUUUUUGCAAUUUUGAUUGUCGCUCUGUCUAAAUUAAUUGAAAGCCAGCCAGUAUAAAUCGUCCGAUUUUAGCAAUAUAUAUAUAUAUAUAUAUAUAUAUAUAUAUAUAUAUAUAUAUAUAUAUAUAUAUAUAUAUAUAUAUAUAUAUAUAUAUAUAAAUAGUUUAAGAAGUUGUCGAAGCAUUUAACGUCAUAUCCAUAUUUUUUUCAUGUAAUUUGGGUAUAUAGAUAUGCUCUUUUCUAAAACGUCUGACAUUCAAAAGAGUAUAUCUAUCCAAUUCUAUUUAUUGUCACUCUUGGGAUGGCUUCACGUCGCUUCUUGUUCGCCGUAAAAUGAACAAGUCGAGUAAUAAUGCUUAUAGAGUUAUUUAACACCUUGCCAUCAGUGCUACAACCGUGUCGAAGGGCUUUAUAUCUCUCUGAUGCCCUGGUAAAUGUUUAAUCUUCCAAAAUCUGCAAAUCUUACCCAAAUUUCUGCGAGGGGAUCCAUAGAUGAAGUUUGGUUUCGUCCUGAGUCAAAAUGAUUCUGAUAAUAGUAGUAACCGGUUCACCGUCGUUCUUUGGUUGCCUCUCCAAAUCGUGGAUUAGCAGCCACAAUGCCGUGGCUGGAACCGUUCCAGCCACGGCAUUGUGGUGUUUAUUCCCAGUAAAAUAAAUUAGUCUCUAGCAUUUGUUCUGCUGGAUCCGUGAUAACAAUGCUUUAUCCAGGAAUGCCAGAGAUCUCUCCUCUACUGGUCGGUGUUCAUGAUGUAAAUUAGAAGUCCCUUUACAUCGUGUUCACUUGUUCACUAAUGUCAGGAGUAACUUAUAAUGAUCGUAGUAGUGUGGAAUAUAGGUGUUGUGGUGUUUAAAGUGAUUAGGUUGCAUUUAAAGCGAGUAGACUGUCUCUAGAACGAGAGGGUUUUAUUUAGUGCGAGUACGAUGUCACUUCAACAAGUGACGUAUAUCUUCAACACUUACGAUGCCUCUACAGCAAGUAGUAUGCGUCUUCAGUGAGUUAGAUAUCUCUCCAGCGAGUAGAAUGUUUCUACAGUGAGUAGGAUAUCUCUACAACGAGUAAGACGUCUCUUGACAUAGUCAACUUUAGAUGUCAAUCAUAAAAUUUCAAGCCUCCCGAUAAAGGUGUUUAGACAAUAGAUGUAUACAAAACAAUUACCCCAAAAUCUCAGCCUUUUAUUGUUCGACAACAACGCUUUCCCUGACGUUAUUGUGUAUCUCCAACUAUCACUUUAGACCUUUUUUAUGUCUAAGAUAAUCUUACAUUUAUUGCGUAUCUUUAAGCUUUUGUCGUAUCUAUGCUUCUUCUGUUGUGUUGUCUGUGUUUCUUGUAUUGCAUUAUGUAAGUUCUUUAUUUAGUCUUAUCAACGCUUCUUCUAUUGCCUAUCUGUUCUAAUUUUUAUCUUGCCUAUGCUUCAUUUAUUGUCUUCCUCGUAUUGUGGUAUCUUUACUUCUGCAAUUACUUUUUCUCGAAAAGUCUAUAUAAGGUCAUUUCGUUCUUCAUUGUCAUGUUGACACACCUUUCUUCUUCAGUUUACUUUAUUCUCCGUGCAAAGUUUAUUCACUUCUCCGUGCAAAGUUUAUUCACUUCUCCGUGCAAAGUUUAUUCACUUCUCCGUGCAAAGUUUAUUCACUUCUCCGUGCAAAGUUUAUUCAUAGUUCAGAAAUAGCUUAACAUCGUAAUCUCCUUCAUUACAGUUUAAUGUUUAAUCAUUUCUUUGCUUCCCGUCCGGCUUUCUGCCUACAUUCUCCCUUCCCUCCUUCCAUCUCCCUUCCUCUCCCUCCCAGUCUCUCUCCACUUAUUUAAUCUCUACUUCUCCAUUUACUUUUCAUUUAUAAGUAUUAACUACCUUCAUUUAUGCGCAUUUUCACCAGCAAUUUGAAACCAUCAUUCAUUUAUUUUAUCUCUGAAUAUCAUUAUGUCGUAAAUAAAAUAAAUAUCUAAGUGAACGGUGUAAAAAUACCUUUCCUGGAAUAAAGAUAACUUUAUUAAGUAUCUUUCGUAUAGAAACCCUGCAGACAGACGGCCUCUGUCUGUCUGUCUGUCUUUGUCUGUGUCUCUGUUAAUUCACUGUGUUCUCUGGUUCGCAAUAUUCGUGCCAUAAUGUUUGUAAAUAAGUGAUAAUUGUGUCUCUUACAUCGUAAAUAAAUUAUGUGAAAAACU
This is a messenger RNA of Cherax quadricarinatus, 10275 nucleotides long. Its product is annotated as ADAMTS-like protein 2. Lineage: Eukaryota; Metazoa; Arthropoda; Malacostraca; Decapoda; Parastacidae. Gene Ontology annotation, cellular component: extracellular matrix. Gene Ontology annotation, molecular function: metalloendopeptidase activity. The record is from RefSeq and is a predicted model, not a curated record. Gene Ontology annotation, biological process: extracellular matrix organization; proteolysis.